This is a messenger RNA of Manis javanica (Malayan pangolin), 4489 nucleotides long. Its product is annotated as calcium-activated chloride channel regulator 1-like. Gene Ontology annotation, cellular component: plasma membrane. The record is from RefSeq and is a predicted model, not a curated record. Gene Ontology annotation, molecular function: intracellularly calcium-gated chloride channel activity. Gene Ontology annotation, biological process: chloride transport. Lineage: Eukaryota; Metazoa; Chordata; Mammalia; Pholidota; Manidae.
AUGGUGCUCAAUCUGAAAGCUAUUAUGUUACUAGCUUUGCAUCUCUUGCCUGGAGUGAAAAACUCACUGGUAAAUUUGAGUAACAAUGGAUAUGAUGGCAUUGUCAUUGCAAUUAACCCCAGUGUACCAGAAGAUGAAAAACUCAUUCAAAACAUAAAGGAAAUGGUUACUGAAGCUUCUACUUACCUGUUUCAUGCCACCAAACGAAGAGUUUAUUUCAGGAAUGUAAGCAUUUUAAUUCCAAUGACUUGGAUGUCAAAAUCUGAGUACUUAAUACCAAAACAAGAAUCAUAUGACCAGGCAGAUGUUAUAGUUGCUAAUCCUUACCUAAAAUAUGGAGAUGAUCCCUAUACACUUCAAUAUGGACAAUGUGGAGAAAAAGGACAAUACAUACAUUUUACCCCAAACUUCUUGUUGGCUAAUAAUUUGUCUACCUACGGGGCCCGAGGCAGAGUAUUUGCCCAUGAGUGGGCCCAUCUCCGGUGGGGAAUAUUUGAUGAAUAUAAUGUAGAUCGACCAUUCUAUGUUUCCAGAAGGAACACUAUUGAAGCAACAAGAUGUUCAACUCAUAUUACUGGUAUUAACGUGGUUUUCAAGGAAUGCCAAGGAGACAGCUGUAUAACGAGGCCAUGCAGACGUGACUCACAGACAGGACUAUAUGAAGCAAAAUGUACAUUCAUUCCAGAAAAAUCCCAGACUGCAAGGGAAUCCAUAAUGUUCAUGCAAAGUCUCAAUUCUGUGACUGAAUUUUGUACAGCUGAAACACACAAUCCAGAAGCUCCAAACCUACAAAACAAAAUGUGUAAUCACAGAAGCACAUGGGAUGUGAUGAUGGACUCUGAUGAUUUUCAGAAUGCAUUGCCCAUGAUGGGAACAGAUGAACCACCUCAUCCUACAUUUUCAUUGCUUAAGUCCAAACAACGAGUAGUCUGCUUGGUACUUGAUAAAUCUGGAAGCAUGAAUUCAGAAGACCGUCUCUUUCGAAUGAAUCAAGCAGCAGAACUAUACUUGAUUCAAAUUAUUGAAAAGGGAUCCUUGGUUGGAAUGGUCACAUUUGAAAGUUUUGCUAAAAUCCAGAAUUAUCUAACAAAAAUAACUGAUGAUAAUGCUUAUCAAAAGAUCACUGUAAACCUGCCUCAAGUAGCUGGUGGUGGAACUUCAAUUUGCAGUGGACUCAGAGAAGGAUUCCAGGUAAUUAAGCACAGUAACCAGAGUACUUCUGGUUCUGAAAUCAUAUUAUUAACAGAUGGGGAAGAUGAUCAAAUAAGUUCAUGCUUUGUGGAGGUUAAACAAAGUGGUGCUGUCAUCCACACAAUUGCUCUGGGACCUUCUGCUGCCAAAGAACUAGAGACUCUGUCAAAUAUGACAGGAGGACAUCGUUUUUAUGCCAAUAAAGAUAUAAAUGGCCUUAUUGAUGCUUUCAGUAGAAUUUCAUCUAGAAGUGGCCAUACCACUGAGCAGGCUAUUCAGUUGGAAAGUAAAGCCUGGAAUAUUGCAGGAAGGAAACAGAUAAAUGGCACAGUGCCUCUGGACAGCACAAUUGGAAAUGACACUUUCUUGGUUGUCACAUGGACAACACAAAAGCCAGAAAUUCUUCUUCAAGAUCCAAAAGGAAGGACAUACAAAACCUCAGAUUUCGUGGAAGAUAAACUAAAUAUUCGGUCUGCCCGUCUUCGAAUACCAGGUAUUGCAGAGACAGGUACUUGGACUUACAGCCUUCUAAAUAAACAUGCCAGCUCUCAAAUGCUGACAGUGACAAUGACAACUAGGGCAAGAAGUCCCACCACACUGCCAGUCAUUGCGACGGCUCACAUGAGUCAAGAUACAGCACAGUACCCUAACCCAGUAAUUGUCUAUGCACAAGUCAGUCAAGGGUUUCUGCCUGUUCUGGAAAUCAAUGUAACAGCAGUUAUAGAAACCGAAGAUGGACAUCAAGUAACACUGGAGCUCUGGGACAAUGGUGCAGGUGCUGAUACUGUCAAGAAUGAUGGCAUCUACUCAAGAUAUUUUACAGAUUACCAUGGAAAUGGUAGAUACAGUUUAAAAGUACGUGCCCAGGCAAAGAAGAACACGGCUAGGCUAAGUUUAAAACAACGACAGAACAAAGCUCUGUAUAUACCAGGCUAUGUUGAAAAUGGUAAAAUUAUACUGAACCCACCCAGACCUGAAACCAAAGAUGACAUGGCAGAAGCCAAAGUAGAAGACUUCAGCAGACUAACCUCAGGAGGGUCAUUUACUGUAUCAGGAGCUCCUCUUCCUGGAAAUCCAACUCAUGUGUUCCCACCUGGUAAAAUUACAGACCUUGAGGCUAAGUUUAAAGAUGAUCAUAUUCAACUUUCAUGGACUGCCCCUGGCAAUGUCCUUGAUAAAGGAAAAGCAAACAGCUACAUUAUAAGAAUGAGUAAAUGUUUCCUGAAUCUCCGAGAAGAUUUUGACAAGGCUGCUUUUGUGAAUACUUCUAGUCUGAUACCUAAGGAGGCUGGCUCAGUAGAAAAUUUUGAAUUUGAACCAGAACCUUUUAAAAUAGAAAAUGGCACCAAAAUCUAUAUUGCAGUGCAAGCCAUCCAUGAAACCAAUCUCACCUCAGAGGUUUCUAACAUUGCACAAGCAAUCAAGUUUAUUCCUCCACAGGAAUACCAUGUUCCCGCUCUGGGUACCAAGAUUUCUGCAAUCAGUUUGGUAAUUUUUGGGUUAGCUCUGAUUUUAUCUAUAUUUUAAACUAGGAAUUGUAUUAGAACUAAAAUUCAAUGUUGUACAUACUUAGAAAACACUUAUUUAGAAUUUAAUUUGUUAAAUAUGUUUACUAAAAAACUCUUUGUAACAUAAAAAUGAAUGUACAACAGUUGUAAAUUUCCUCAUUACUUGAGUUAAUUAAUACUAAUUGGAUGUUAAAUGUAAAUCAAAAUGAGUAUACCAAUUCCUGUCUCUGAAAAAUCCCUAUUAGUUCCAUAUAAAAAGAAGAUGCAUAUUUGUACUUGUAGACUUUUUAAGAAACAUUUUCAGAAUAUGCUACAAAUUCAUUUAGUAUAUUAACAAAAUCAGAGUUUAUCUAAGCCAUUUGAAAAAUAUGUAUGUAUCCAUAAUAGAAGUAAUUUUAUGGUAGAAUUACUUAGGUUUCACUGUUGAUUAUGAAUGAAUACUUCAUGUUUACAUGAACUAUAAUCAAAAAGGACUAUAAAUUAACUUUUCAAUGAGAAAGGUCUAAAGCACUAAGGAAGUCAAAUUUGUUUUUUAUCACUGAUUAAAAAUGGUAUAUUAACGUUUUGACCUUAGGCAUGAAAUGACUAUUAGAUAUGAAGAAUGUUUUUCUGUAUAAAUUGCCAAUAUAUCACAAUAAAGACUUAUUUAUAUUCUGAGACCAUUACUAGGCUUAAGGGUAUUACCAAAAUAUUCCACCAGGGUAGAGAUUCUUUUAUUCAUUGCUGUAUCUCAACAUCUAGAAUAGUACUUGACAUAUAAUAGAUAAUUAAUAAAUAUGUGUUAAACAAAUUAAUGGAUAUUUUCAUACCAUCAAAGAAAUCCAAAUUUGAUCCAUUACAUCAAGAAGUAUUCACUAAGUAUGAUAGGCACAUGGUAUUGUGAGGACUUGAAGACUAACCACUUCAUAACAAUAAUCUGAAUUAACACAUAGUAUUUCAGGAAGUUAACUAUAACAUGUCACAGAAUUUAUAAACUAUCUAAUAAGAUAUAAAUUAAACGAUAUACCAAUAAUGUGGGUUAUUUUCUAAGAGAGAAAGAGACAAAGAGUGGCAAUUAUAUUAGAGGAAAAUCCUUUGUUUACAGGCAGGAAGAUUUCAAAAACUCUUUGAAUGUCUGAAAGGAGGAAGCUAUAUGCUAUAUCUGGAAAAGCCAGGGAAAAGAUUAUAAAACAUUAGCAAACCAAAUCCAGAAGAAUACACAAAAAAUAAUAAUAUAUUAUGACCAAGUUGAAUUUAUCCUAGGAAUCCAAAGAUAGUUUAGUAUUAGGAAAUCAAUGUAGUUCACUACAUUCACAGAUUAUUAAGAAAAGGAACAUUAAAUCUUCAAGAAGGAAUGAGAAAUUAGGCACCAGAGAGGAAGAAUUAUAAAUUCUCAAGAAAAUAAAUCACUUAAGAGUCUAAAAAAUAAUUUUAAAAAUUACUGUUGAUUAUGAAAGUCUGUAAAGGCCAGAAGAUAAUUUAUUCUCAUCUAUAUGGCCACUAGACUGAAAAAGAGUUAGAGAGCUUUUGCAGUCACUGAGGAAAGUUAAGAUUCCUAUGCAGUAAGAGAAAAAAAAAGGAAUAGAAGAUUCCUUUACAAUAAUUGGAAAUGAAGAUACAAAACUAUUAUUAUUUGCAGGUGACAUAGAAAAAAACAAUAAAAUUAACAAAUAAUUUAACAGGAGAGUUCUGAAAAGUUACCACACACAAGAUCAAUUUAUAAAAAUCAGUAGUACUAGCUACAUCUAUAGCUUUUCUUCUUCCUUCCUAAUUACAACCCUUAAAUAGAAUUCGUGCCUCAUAUCGAAUUU